AUGUCAACACGUUCUAUAAGCGGUUUUAUUCGUGAUGUCCGAGAUAAAAGUGCUAAAGGCGUAACAUUAGCACAAACAUUAGCACAGCCCAGUUCGCCGCGACAUGGCGUACAAAAUCAUCAUAAUACGUCAUCAAGAGGCACACCGACACCACCACCACCGCCACCACCACUGCCACACGAGCAAAUUGUCACUGAUCCUUUAUUAGGCACAAAUUCAAUAACAAUAGAUCCCUAUCAUUACUCCGCAUUACAAGACACAAAUCAAGCAUUAAAAGCGGAAGUUCAACGAUUAGCAAAAGUCGAAGAAGAAAAUCGAGCAUUAUCUAUACAACUUGAACAGUAUAAUGAUAUUUAUAAGUCUUAUAGAAACGUUCAAAAUGAACUUGUACAAUUGCGUAAUAUUGAAGUACAAAAAAAGAAUUUACAGGAUGAAUUAGAACAAAUUCGUGAAAAUGAAAAGACAACAUUAUCUUAUUUACAACAUGAAAAUGAUCAAUUACGUUCUCAAAAUGAAAAUUUACUCACAGAAUUAACUCGUUUAACAGAGUUAGAUGGACGUGAACGAUUAUCAAAACAAAAAUAUGAACAAGAAAAUGUUGAAAAUAUAAAACAACUUGAUGAAUUAAGACUUCAAAAUGAUGAACUAAAAUUAAUGAUUGAACAAUUAAAACUUAACGAUAAACAAGGAAAAUUACAAUAUGAUACAGAUAUUAGACAAAUUAAUGAUGAAAAUUUAAAACAUCGUACAACAAAUGAACAAUUAAAAUUUAAUUGUAAUUUAUUAAAAGAAGAAUUAGAACAAAUGAAAGAACAAUACGAAACAAUUAUUAAACGAAAAUCUAUCGAACAUGAAAAUGAAAUGAAAUUUUUACAGAAUGAAAAUAAAGAAUUAAAGCAAAUUGAUAAAUUAUAUGAUGAACAAAAGAAGGCAAAUGAACGAACAGUUAUUGAAAAGAAAAAAUUGGAAAAUGAUUUAUUGACAAUGAAUACGCUCAAUGAGCAAUGUGCCGAAUUCCAAGCACUCGUCGAUAAAUUACAGAAUGAAAUCAAAACAACAAAAGAAGAACUUGAAAAUGUAAGAAAAAUAAAUUUACAAUUGACAUAUGAAAUUAAUGAUUUAAAACUACAAAAAUAUACGGAUGAUAAAUUUCAACAAGAAUUUGAACAUUUACAAGACAUAUUAAAAUUAAAAACAGAUGAAUGUGAUAUGAAACGUGUUGAAGUUGAUACACUUUCAAUGAAAAUAGCUGAUUUAGAUUCAACAAUAAAAUCAUUAUGUGAUGCACAAGAAAUUCAACGAAAUUUAAAAAUUGAAAAUGAAUCAAAUAAACAAGAAUUAAGAAAAAAACAAGAUGAUUUAGAACAAUUUCAACGAAUGCAUGAUACAUCAAAACAAGAACAUCAAGAAACAAUACAACUUUUAGAGGAAAAAUUACGUGAUUUGGAAAAGAAAACUGAAUUACAAUCAUUGAAACAUGAAGAAAUUCUACUUGAAUUUGAAUCAUUAAAAGCAAGACGAGAUCGUAUUUUACCUCAAGCAUACAAUAAUAGUCAUAUUGAUACAACAGUAUAUCCUUUUAUAUCUCCAACAGUUCCACUUAUACACCAUCAACCAAAAGUAAUACCUCAUGUGUCUUCUCAAGACUCUCAAACAUCUCCGUCAGACGAGAAUGCACAACAAUUUCCAAUGAAAAAGAAAACAACUAUACUUCAUCAAUCAACAGGAAGUCAAUCAAAUGAAAAUGAACUUGAACUGUCAAAUAAUGAAUCAAAAUAUCGAUAUCAAACAAAAAAUUUGAAUCAGAUAUCAAAUAAUCAAUUGGCAAUAGUUAUCGCUAAAUAUUCGUAUGAUCCUCUACAAUUAUCACCUAACGAUCAUCCAGAAACCGAAUUACCGUUAAUAAUGGGAGAUUAUUAUUUGAUAUUUGGUAAUGUUGAUGAGGAUGGAUUUUUUGAUGGUCGAAAUCUUGAAGGACGAUACGGUUUAAUACCAUCAAAUUUUGUUGAAAUUAUUCAUGAUUCAAAUGAUUUACCUGAUACUGUUCGAAGUAUUAUUCAAAAAUUGACAGGAAAAAAUUUAAAUCUACUCGAUAAUCGUGAUGCAAUGUCAAGUGUAGAUUCUGAUGUAUUUAUUCCUUCAUCAUCAUCUCAUAAUAAAUCAGUUCCAAAUAAAUAUCGUCCCAAUAUAAAUGAUCAAACAUCAUAUUCAACUCAUAACGGAAAUAUAUCUGAUGUAUCUAGUAAUCGUUCUGACAUAUUAGCUAAUAAUGUAUAUUCUCGUCAUAUUCCAUGUCCAACAAAUUUAAGAAUAGAAAAACAAUUAUCAAAUAGUAUAAUGAUAGCAUGGAAUCCUCCGUUAAUAACGAACAAUCAACAAUUACAUUUAAUGAGUUAUCAAAUAUUAUUAGAUCAUAAUUUAUAUUCAACAAUACAUCCAAAUGAAAAAACACGUGCACUCAUUGAAAAUAUAAAUUUAAAUGAAAUGCAUCGGAUUAGUGUAAGAACAUUAACACAAUUUGGCUCAUCGCGUGAUCAAGAAUGUACAUUAUUAAUUAAUGGAAUUCCGGCAGGAAAUAAUAAUAGUGAACAAAUAUUAUCUUAUGCACCAAGCGAAUUAAAAGUGGAUCGAAUAUCUCAAACAUCGGCCGUAGUUAGUUGGUGGCCAGCAUCAAAUAAUUUAGCUCAUAAAUUAUUAGUGAACGAUAUUGAAGUACAAACAUUAAAACCAAAUGUUCAUCGUUUCAAACUAUCUGGUUUAUUACCGGAUUCAGUUCAUAAAGUAACAAUCAAAGCUAAACUACCUUCACAUCACUCUAAACAGUCACAACAACAGCAACAACUAAGUACAUCAACUGAAUUUAAAACACUUGCAUUUGUACUUCUUAUAGAUGAAUCAAUCGAACCUCCAAAACGUGUUCAGAUCAUUGCUGGUCCACAAGCAGAUACACUACUGGUAUCGUGGGUACAAUCUACAUCAUUAUCAAACACAUUACGUGGUUAUCGAAUAAUGAUUGAUGGACGAAAAUUAGUCGACGUUCUAAACCCUUUAUCCGAUCAUUCUGUGUUACAUAUAAAUUCUUUGAAUCUUGCUCGAUUAUUAUCCGUUCGAUGUAUAACAGAUGAAGGCGAAUCGAGAGAUUCAGUACCGGUGUUAUUGACUGAUAUCUUAACAAAGCUUGAUAUGGAUACAUCAUUGACAUCAACGAUAACAGACGACAAGGAUAAUGACGGAAUUCAAACAGCUUCGACAUUAACAUUGCAUUCGGAUGAUGAAUCGAAUAGUAAUGUUCCAGUUCUUCCUACUAUUCCUUCAAGUCGUGCUGUUGAACCCAAGCCUUUUAUUGAGAAUGUGAAAAUACCUGCAACAAUCCCUCGUUCAUUUGACACAUUACCAUCAACAAAUCAUCGUCAAAUAGCAGCAAUAAAACCAGAUGAAAAUGGUAUUUCUGCUUCUCUUCCAUCUCCUGCUAAUAUUAAACCAGAUAAAAUACGUCCAAUAAUAAAAGAAAAAUUGUCUCGUCCACUACCUACGCUAUCAUCACCAUCUUCAAUUCAACCAAAGCUAAGUGAUGUUCCACAAAUUGAAAUCAACAGUCCGAGUCCUAGCAGUCCACGCAAAAGUCGAGAAGAACAUUUCGGAUAUGAUGAAUAUGUUCAGCAAACUUCACCUGAAGAAAUACUUCCUGUUACACGGAUAUCAAAAUCAUCAAAUAAACAACAACAACAACAGCCACAGCCACGAAAAAUAAAAGAAAAUCGAUCGGCUUCCAGUAGUAGUUCAGCUGCCAGUGUACGACAACCACUUUCACAACAACAACGUGACCAUUCAGAUCCAAGAUCAUCGGACGGUCGACGCAGUGUCAGUGUGGAAAAUGAACAACGACGAACGACUCGUAGUUCAUCAUCCACCUCAACGAUUACACCUAAUACUGAUAAAGCUUUAAAAUAUAAUUCACCUCGACAUGCAUCAUCGUCAUCAGAUGAUCAACAAACAUCUAAAAUCACAUCUCCAACAAUAAGAACAGCACAUAUCAAAGAAGAAAAUAAUGAAAUUGUAAAUCGAAAGACAACACAACAACAGCAACAACAAAAACCAUCAUCGGUGUUUGACAAAAUAAAAAUGUCUGUUAAUCAUCGACCACGAUUAUUUAUUGCCUUAUUUACCUAUGAUCCAAAUUUGAUGUCACCAAACAAAGAUAAUGAUGAAGAAUUACCCUUUAGCGAAGGACAACUAAUUAAAAUUUACGGUGAUCAAGAUGCAGAUGGAUUCUAUGUUGGUGAAACACCAAAUGGACGAACUGGUUAUGUUCCUGGCAAUAUGGUAACAGAAUUACAAGUGGAAGAUGCAGAAAUUGAAGCACAACUAUUACGUGAACAGUUUGGAGAAACGAAUCAACAUAAUCAUACAACAGCUCCAGUACCUUCGUUAACAACAACAAGUGCUCCGCAAUCCUUAACGAAUAAAGCCUACUUAAAAAAUUCAGUAUCAACGGCACCUGUAAAAAAAAUGAUUGCUGUCUAUGAUUACAAUGCACAUGAAUUGUCUCCUAAUGCAGAUCCAGAUGAAGAACUUUCGUUUAAAUCCGGUGAUAUCAUCUACGUCCACGGUAAUGUUUUGGACGACGGUUACUUUAUGGGCGAAAUGAAAGGUGUCCGGGGUUUGGUGCCCUCAAAUUUUCUGCAAGAAGUAACAAAUGAUCCAACAUCAGUACCACAACAACAAGAAGAUGUGAUAACAAGUGAAAUCAAGCGGUCCUCAUCAAGUGUAAGUGUUGAUCCUCAAUCACCAACAUCAUCUGUGUUGCCGAUAGCAUCACAUACAACGAACACGACUAGUGAUUCCAAACCAGUACAGGAAAAAGAAUCAUCUUCAGUUAUAUUAAAUAAAAAUGUGCUACCAGUAGCUGCCAUAUCGCACGAUGGAUCAGAACCAAUGGAAACGAUUCCAGUGUCAAUAACUUCCUUAGCAGAGCAAGACAAUGUAAAACCACCAUUAACCAAAGGUUUUUUUGAUCGAUUUCUUGAUACAUUUACCUGGAAUAAAUCGGAACCAAUCUAA
Molecule: messenger RNA, 5061 nt
Organism: Didymodactylos carnosus
Lineage: Eukaryota; Metazoa; Rotifera; Eurotatoria; Philodinida; Philodinidae
Source: the annotation of a GenBank genome assembly